Messenger RNA from Drosophila hydei, 1662 nucleotides. It is a transcript of the gene Ucp4A, whose product is annotated as mitochondrial uncoupling protein 4. Gene Ontology annotation, biological process: response to cold; mitochondrial transport. NCBI's taxonomy places the organism in Eukaryota, Metazoa, Arthropoda, Insecta, Diptera, Drosophilidae. The transcript is spliced from 5 exons. The record is from RefSeq and is a predicted model, not a curated record. Bases 226 to 1368 code for a protein of 380 amino acids. Gene Ontology annotation, cellular component: mitochondrial membrane.
UACUCAGUUUCGGGCUUGUUUUUGUUUUUGUGCAACACAUAUAUAUUUUUUGUUUUAUUGAUGCACAAUUGAUAAGCGCUCAUAAAGAAGAAAAGAAAAAUACACACUUAUAGCAAUAUCAGUUUGAAACAUACAAAUCAAUUCUGCAAUGAGUACGCGGUCAGGGCGUGCGUUUAAUUGAACAUAAGACGCCGUUAAACGGCUACGGGAAUAAGAAGUUCAAAGAUGCCAGCAUCACAGACUAUUGCAGUAACUGCUGCUGCAGCUGCCGCUGCCAUAACCACGACCAGUGUACCCAGCGCAGAAGCCAGCACCAAUGCACCAGCGACAACUGCAACAGCCUCAGCGACGUCGGCAACGGUAACCAAUGGCGCUAUCAACAGCGGACGCCAUCAGCUGCGACCAGUUAAAUAUGAUUAUGCGGACUCAUUUGCCUGCACAUAUAUUGUUUCGGUUGUAGCCGCCUCCAUAGCCGAGCUGGCCACUUAUCCGCUGGAUCUCACAAAGACCCGCUUGCAAAUCCAAGGCGAGGCCGCCAGUGUGGCCAGCACAGCUCCCACCAAUACCAGAAUUGGCGGCAGUGCCAAAGCCAACAUGCAAUAUCGCGGCAUGGUCGCCACGGCCUUUGGCAUUGUACGCGAGGAGGGCGCCCUCAAAUUGUGGCAGGGCGUGACGCCGGCGCUCUACAGACACGUCGUCUAUAGUGGCGUGCGCAUCUGUAGCUAUGAUCUGAUGCGCAAGGAGCUAACCGCGAACGGCAGCCAGGCGCUGCCCGUUUGGAAAUCUGCUCUAUGCGGCGUCACAGCCGGUGCAGUGGCUCAAUGGUUGGCCUCGCCAGCGGAUCUGGUCAAGGUUCAAAUUCAAAUGGAGGGCAAGCGGCGAUUGAUGGGCGAGCCGCCGCGAGUUCAUGGUGCCGCACACGCGUUUCGCAAGAUUGUGCAACGGGGCGGCGUCAAGGGUCUGUGGAAGGGCAGCAUACCGAAUGUGCAGCGUGCGGCAUUAGUCAAUUUGGGCGAUCUGACCACAUAUGAUACGAUCAAACAUUUGAUCAUGCACCGUCUACAAAUGCCCGAUUGCCAUACGGUCCAUGUGCUCGCCUCCAUUUGUGCCGGCUUUGUGGCUGCCAUUAUGGGCACACCGGCGGAUGUGGUGAAGACGCGCAUCAUGAACCAGCCCACCGACGAGCUGGGACGUGGCCUGCUCUAUCGCGGCUCGGUGGACUGUCUACGCCAAACGGUUGGCAAGGAGGGCUUCGUCGCUCUAUACAAGGGAUUCCUGCCCUGCUGGAUACGCAUGGCGCCUUGGUCGCUCACCUUCUGGUUGUCCUUCGAGCAGAUACGCAAAAUGAUUGGCGCCUCCAGCUACUGAGGACCUAGCUAUUAAAAGUCAAAUACCAAUUGUUUGGCAUUAAAAUAGAAUCAAAAAAGGAAGAAAUUGCAAUCGAUAUUUAAACAAACAAAAAAACAUAUAAUUGUUAAUUACUAUAUUGUUUUCUGGGUUUUGUUAAACAAGUGCCGUUCGCUUUAAAUGGUACAAAGACUCUUAAGACUGUUUUUAUCUAUGCCUCCCCGUUUGAUUCUCGCUAUCGUUGAACUCUUCAUAGCAGACUUUACGACAUUCAGUUAAUUAUGCCCAAAAACUAAGAUAUUGAUCCAUUUAAAU